This is a messenger RNA of Mauremys mutica (yellowpond turtle), 7235 nucleotides long. RefSeq names its product FA complementation group G (gene FANCG). Gene Ontology annotation, biological process: interstrand cross-link repair. The transcript has 14 exons. Gene Ontology annotation, molecular function: protein binding. Lineage: Eukaryota; Metazoa; Chordata; Testudines; Geoemydidae. The record is from RefSeq and is a predicted model, not a curated record. Gene Ontology annotation, cellular component: Fanconi anaemia nuclear complex. The coding region runs from base 40 to 2061 and encodes 673 amino acids.
GGGGCCAAUCAGCGGCGAGGGGGCGUGGCCGAGGGGGAGAUGGCGCAGCGGCUCCAUCCCCGCGGCCGGGCGCGCUCCGGCGAGCGGAGCCGGCCCCGCGGCUCGAAGCGGGCCCGGCGCGAGGCCCCGGCGGGGGCCGGCUGCCUGCGCGCGUGGACGGAGGAGAACGACGGGCUGGCCGGGGGCUGGCGGGCCAGCCGCUCCUCGGGCCCGGGCCGCGCGGCGCAGCAGGCGGCGCGGCGCUGCCGACUCGCCUUCGACUCGCUGCUCCGGAAGAUCCAAGGGCUGCCGGCUGCUCUCCCCAGCCUUUCUCUGGAGCUUACUGUUCUCUACAACUCCCUGCUCUUUGCUGUUAGUGAGUCCGAUGGCCUCGUCGAGGGAGAAGCAGAAAGAAUCAACCAUGGGCUCAUUAGGGUGCUGGAGGCUUGUGGGGUGUCUGGGCAGGAUCUCAGCACUGAGGAGCUCUGGCAGAAAGUGCUGCAGGAUGUGACCACGGAAGAGCUGUGUGCGCCUCUGCAUCGACUGGGUGCUCUGCAGGGGGCGGUAUGGCUGGCAGCAAACUGCCUGGGGAGCGUCACUGGUCUCUUCCGGCUCCUGAGUGACACCAAGGACCCUCUGCCUUCUGCCCACGGGGGUGAGAAUGAGCUCCUUGCACUUCUCAAGGCAUGGAGUGUGCCUGUUGAGGGAGACACAUCGCCCCUCGUGGUGCAGAGCACCAAGGACUUGAAAGAGAUACUGUGGACCUCGGCUGCCUUCCUGCAAGGUUUGCAGGGCCUGGAGGCUGGAAAUCUCCCCACCGCUCUCUCCCUGCUCCAGGCAGCCGCAUCCGGGUUCUGCUCCAAGAGGGUCCUGGCCCAGAUCUACACCUCCAUCGGCUGCUGCACUCAGCAAAUGGGCAAGCCUCAGACGGCUCUUCAGCACUUGAAGCGGGCGCUGCAGGUGGAUUUCCAGUGCCUCUCUGCCCUGUCCCAGGCGGCGCUGGUGUACCGCCAGCUGGGGGAGACGGACGCAGAGUUGGAGGCCCUGGCUCUGCUGUACAAGGCUCUGGAGACCCCCGCUCAGGAGGCUGUCUCCAUCGAUCCUUGCUUUCUAAUCCGAACGGAGCUCCUUGUUCACACCCCGGCCCUGGCAUCCCUGUUCAGCCGCAGCCACCCGUCGGAAGUGAAGUACCUGCUGGCGCAGCGAUGCCUCCAGGCUGGCAGGGUGGCUGAGGCAGUGGAGCAUUACCUGGAUCUUCUGGCUCUGCUGCAGGAGGGGCCGCAGCACCAGGUGCCCCUGCACGGCAGGUCAGCUCUGCCCAGGAUCCCGGAGGUGUUCCUGGAAGCUGCGUCCGCCCUCGAGCAGCUUGGCAGGUACCAGGACGCCAUAGCUGUGUGUGAGGAGAUCAUCAGUCGAACGGAUGACCUGAUCCCAGAGACGCUGCGGAUCGAAUUGGACUCCGGUGCUGGAGGGGAGGCGCCAGGCAGGGCAGGCUCCCCUGCGCCUGGCAUCCCGCCCCAGCAGAGAGAGAGCCUGCGCUGCAUCGUGUGGAGGGCGGCUGCGUAUCUGCACCAGGGCUGGGCUUGGGCCAGGCUGGGGGAGAGCAAGGAAGCCAUAACACGGUUUACCAGGUGCCUUAAUGUCCUCCUGAGAGUCCAGCUCGUGAGCGCAGCCAGCAUCCAUAGCAGUGAGGAGAUGGCAGAGGCCCUGGCAGAGGCAAAGGUGCUCCAGAAGAUCAGGUUGCUGGCUCUCCUCGGACGCGGCUCCCAGUUCCAGGAGCUGGGUCGGGACAAAGAAGCUUUGAUGAAUUUCCAGCACAGUUUGCAAGUUUGCCCAGGUGACCCUGCUGCCACCUCUCACCUGCUGCGAGCUCUAUGGAAGCUGAACCGAAGGCAGGAAGCUGCUGCUCUCUGGCAGAAGUUGCACGCGGACGCUGCCCCGGCAGACGGACAGCAGGAAGCACCGGGGAGGCCCUACCCGUUGUACCUGGUGUCGUGUCUAAAGCAGGUGAACCUCCCACACGACGAGUCUCUUGCUAGGAGUCUGCAGGACUAUCUGAGGACCAGUGGCCAGGAUCCUUAGAGCCAUCCCCAUCUCCUUCCCUGCAGAGGGCAGCAGGACAGCAUUAUGCUCUGACGGCUUUCCCAGGACUCUGACUUGCCCUUGGGCAGAAGAACUCUUCCUAGCCAAAGCCCUGAAGCACAAUGAAGCUAUUUUUUUGUAAUAAAAAGGACGUGGGAGUAGGCCACGUCCCAGUGUGUUCGGCUUAUGCACACUCUUCUGACCCUCGCCUGGACUGUCUACGUUAAGAGUGAAGCAUUGUGUGCUGUCAGGAAUGGCACGAGCUUCCUGCCUCUGUCCCCUCGCCGUGGAGAGUGGGGCUGCCUGCAUGCUGGAUCCAUUAGGCCAUGCCUGCCGUAGAAGUACAGGUGUGUGUUUUAACGCGUUAUCACCUAGUGUAGACAGGGCAAGCUGCAGUGCUAACCCCUGUUCCCUGCUGACCUGGCGCUGGAGCCAGCACUAAACAUGGGCGUUCCUGGCUCCUGAAACCGAGCUCCCCCACUGCCUUUGUCUGAACCACAGCAGCUUCCCCCAACUACGCUGCACCCAGGGGCUGCAGUGGGGAGCAGUUCUCAGGGUGAAGGCAGCUUAGGAAUGUCACAGCGGAGAGAGGCAGGGGCAGGGCAGGGUACGUGUGUUCUCUUCAGUGAAUGUCACAACAGAGGUGGGAGCUUGUGGACCAGGGAGGCCAUGGCUGUGCUGGCUGGAUUGUCAGGCCAGGGCAGGAGGGGAUCUGCUCAGGUAUGGCUCUGCAUCGGCACAUGCCGGGCCUGGGCUGUGGGGAGAACAGGGAUCAGACCUAGCUGCCCUGGGGGGUGGGGAAGGGUUUUGCAUGGAGGAGAGAAUCGGCUCCAUGUGGAAUCACAAGGCAGGUGCGCUGGGAACUGCAGGGCUCUCUGUGCUUGGUGGGCUGAUUUCCAGUGUGGGGCAGGAGCUCUCCCUGGGGCUGGCCAUACAUGGUCUGUGUGGGGAGCUGCGGAGGGGAUCUCUGCUCCAUGGGUUGGGAAGGGCUGGGGGAGGGUGCCUCUAGCUGCAGGGUCUGAGUCUCUUGAGUCAGGGGGUCUCUGGGAGGGAGUGUGCAGCCUGGCCAAUCAGGAGGGAAGUGCAUAGGCUCCUGGCCAAUCAAAGUCACGACCACCUGUGGUGUGAGGGGGGCAGAUGUGUGACCGUGGUGUGGGGGCUGGUCUAGCUGGCCAGUCUGCCACAAGCAUGGACCUGGGGCACAGUUGUGAGAAGCAAUGGCAGUUGGGCCACUGAUUGAGCCUCUAAGGAAGGGGGUGACACCCUCAGGGAGAGAGCUAGGGGGCGGGGGCUGCCCUUUGGAGGACCCUUCCUAGAGUGAGGGAGUGAGACACCCCCUCCCCCCAAGCGGGGGACCCUCCUAGAUUGAGGUGCCUGUGGGACAUAUUCCCCCUCCAAGCACAUAGGGUGAGACUGACUGGGGAGAUUCACCCCCACCCCCACCCCCAACACACGCAGGUCUCUGGGGCUAGUCCCCAGUAUCGUCCCUGUGCCCCCGUUUUUUCAACUCUUUGUCUUGUCUAAUUUAUAAGUGAGUAACAUUUCUCGUGUUUUUAAGGACAAAGACACAGUCUCCAGUAGUUGUAAGUGUUCUCCUAUAAAUGUUUUGCUUCUCUACCAAAGAAAAAUACAGAGAGGGACAGGGAAGUAAUGAAUCAGUUCAUUAAUCUGAAGAGAACAAACCUAUAGGAGGCUAAAACUGACACCCCGAAUAACUGAUAGGACAGCAACUGUCUAAUCAAUGAGAACUGCAGUAGAGUUCGAUCAGUCCACCCCUGAAAUGGAGCUGAAAGGCGGUGGGAAGGAAUCGUUUUUCCCAAAGUGUAAUUUGUCUGCAGAACUCUCUGCCACAGGCAAUCAGCGAGGCUCAGAACUUGGUAAGCUUCAAGGAGCGAUGGUGCAGAGCAGGCAGGCGCUCAGUUCCCAGGGCCUCAUCUGGUGCUGCAGGGAAGGCUGGGGCUUGGCCUUAGGAGGGGGCAGCUCCGGGUCGGCUCUGCAGGGGGCUGCAAACCUGCAGCUUGGCUGGCCCCCCAGUCCCAUUCCUCUCCCCAGGGGCUGGGUGGCUCCGGUGCUUGCUAAGGUAGGAAGGUGAACAAUGGAGGAUGCUGGGGGUUCUCCCUGCACAGAUGCGGGGGCUCUGGGGGGAGGGCACGGUGUCCCUGUCUGCGUAGGGUUCUUAUAGGUUCCAGGGCCAAAAGGGACCCCUGAGGCCACCUGGUCUGACCUUCUGUAUAACUCAAGCCCCUCAGACGGCCAUGAAUUAAUUAAUCGCUGUUUGAACUAGAGCAGAUCUUUUAGGGAAACAUCCCAGCUUGAUUUGUAAAUGGCCAGUGAUGGCGAAUCUGCCACACCCUUCGGUAAACUGCUCCUGGGGUUAAUUACUGUCACUGUUAAAAUUUUACACUUUAUUCCCAGUCUGAAUCUGUCUAAGCAGCACAUGUGCACAGGGCAGGCACUUCCACCUUAGGUGUCCUGUCUCUGGCCUGCUCUGCUCUCCCUAGGGGCACGUUUCCUCUCCCCCUCAGGUGCUGGGAUCUGCCUCGGGGCUCGGGCAGUGCUGAACAGCUCCUCCAGCCAGCGGCGAGCCAGCAUGGCCAUGGGGUGCUGACACAAUGGGGGCUGUCUCUCUCUAGGGCACAGAGUGUGCUGGGCCAGUGCUGCACGUGCUGCCAACGUUCCACCAUGGGAAGGGAAACAGGCUGAUCCAGUGCCAAUCCCUCCCAUGCUGAUAGGUUACUGGAGGGCUCCGUAACCAUCCCUGUCCCCAGCCCGCUGCAUGAAUAAACUCUUCUCCUGCUGGCCCUUGCGGGCUCUGGAGAGCAGCAGGGGCUGAAUUUGACUGCUGCCAGCAGAGACCCGAGCAGGGCCUGGCAGACUGUUCUGGAACAGUGGUGGGUAGAUGGCACGGCACGGCCCCCAGGCUGCUGUUAAGAUGGCUCAUUCCCCUGGUUGCCUGCCUGCAUUUUUGGCAUAGAGGCUGAUGGUUUUGUUGCACAGGGUAAGGGUUUAACCUGGCGCUUGGCUGGUGCAGAAGGAGAUGAGCAUUAAUCUCCUUUGUGCUAUUAUAGGGGGGUUAACACGACAUAAGCUUUUAAAGCCCGUCACUGAUGGCGACGUUGCCCAGGGUGGGGCCCGUGGCAUGUGUGUUGGACAUGCCCCUGGUCUGACAUUGUGGGAUGCCUGUGUGUGUCAGGGCUGGGAGCUGAAGGGAGAUACCAUUAGGAUGCUCCAGUCAGAGUCAGAACCUCCUCGUGCUGGGCACUGCACAGAGACGGAGGCGGACAGUGGGAGGAGAGAACGUGGGCUGUGCCGCUCUUAGAUGAGAUUAGGCGUGGAGCUGUGCUGGGGCUGGAUGGUAACAGCCGGAUCCGGGGAGGUUCCAAUUCGCUUUACGCGGGCGGCGUGAGGCAGGGCCGGCGCUGCUGUGGGUCCACACCAGCUGUAUGUGGUAGCAUCAAGCACUGCGCUGAGCUGGCAUGUGCACACAGGGACUUUGCUGCCCUCUCCUGACCACAUGGCGGAAUGUCGGCGCCACGGCCCAGGGCACAGACUGCAGCAGGUGGCCGGCAACCUGGGUGCUUGUUUAUAUCCAGUUAGCUGAGAGCCGAGUUCCAGCUGGUCCUGUGCCUGCCUCUGCCUUUGGGUGGGACAGGACUCGGGCUCCGGGAUGAUGUGGCUCUGCUGCUCUGCCCUGGGAAGGGAACGACAGCAGCCCUUGAUCAUCGUUGAUUUCUGCCCGUGCCCAGAGCUGUGCUAUGUGCCUCCCAAAAUACGGGCUAGGAGCUGACCCCCUAAAGGGGCCUGAAGCCGCGGGGUGGGGGAGUGAUGCCAGCGGGAUGGCGAGAGCCAGGGGGUGCCGUCUGGCUUUGUGACUGAACGGAUGGCUCAGCUGGGGAAUUCCCUGUUGGCAGGGCAGCAGAUCUGAACAUUAAGGGUGCUCUUGCCAUGGCGGGGGGUGGGGGCGGCAGAUCAGCCCCACCCUUUCCAUGCUACUCCUGGCCAGCAACAUCCCUGGACAAUGUCAUUUUUUGCCCUGCCACUGGCAGGCUUCAGUUACUGGUGAUGUCAGUGAUGCCCCUUCAGCUCCCUGUGGCCCGGCUCGGGGAGUUGCAGUCACAAAGGCAGAGUGGCUGUGUUUCCCAGGGGUGGGGCUGACAGAAUCAGCAUUUGUUAGCUGCAGGAAUAGCACAGUGUACACUGCACGUUGGCUGGCACAGCUCCACCAGCCCGGGGGUGAUUGGCCCAACAGAGCUGUGCUGGCAAAGGACCCUAGUGCGAGUGCUGUUGUAGGAGCAAUACUGCACUCUUGUCGGGUUUGUUCCAUCUGCACUCGGGUGCUCCGCUGGACUGGUAACCCGGUAUAGCCACCCUGGCAAAGCGCUCCUGGUGCAGAUCUGGUCUGAGAGUGAACAUGGCAGAACAUGCCGUUCAGUACCGACAGCUCAUUGGAUCAAUCUCCCCAUCACUGGCAUUGAUCCAUUUCCUCUCCUUCUGCCACAAUCACUGUAAUGCAAUGCUAAGCUGUAUUACACUGUUCAGCCACUAGGGCGGGGUGCUGGGACAAGAUUUCUAGAGGGGCUGCUGAGAGCAAUAAACUGUAGACCCUGUAUAUAAUGGAAACCACUUCAAGCCAGGGGGUGCUGCAGAAUUGAGGGGUGUUACCCCAGAAUUUGAUCAAGCUAAUUGCAGCCAUAUUGUUGCAUUCACCCACCAUGAAUUAAUAAAAUAGAAGGCCACAUAGUUAAGGGUUAAUUUGGACAAGCAGGGCUUCUGGAGGCAAGGUCAGAUACCAGCUGCAGGCUCUGCCAAUGGGAGGAGGGGAGAAAAGAGUCAACAAUUGGAGACUGACAGAAAAUAAGUGGAUGGAGACCUUGAGUUUGGGUGCCCUUAAUAUAAAAGCUUCUUAUAGCUCAGACUGUUAGGAAUGAUUUGUUAAGUAGUUGAUUGAAGUUAGGAGAAGUGAUGGCCCAGUAGGGGUCACUAUGAGCUGUGUGUUUUGUAAAAAUUAGCUACAAAAAGACUAGAUAAUAGAGUGGCAGGGAAGUGACCGGCCAUCGCUCACCUGCUGCUAAUUACUUGAUACCAUCUCAGAUUUUAGGUAAUUAUUUGGGAUGUUGUAAACCUAUUGCUUAUGUCUGUGUGUGCUUAAAUCUAAUAAAUAGUUUUAGAUAAGA